AUGUCUUCCACUGAACGCACAUCCUCUUCACUCCUCUCCAUCUUUCUUGCCACACUUCUCACCCCUUCCUCCGCCACAAACCGCCACGUCAUCACUUUCCGAUCCCCUGGCCUCUACCCGGAGGGACUAACCUGGGAUCCAUCGGGCCACCACUUCCUAGUCGGCUCUCUCCACAGCCGCAAAAUCCACUCCAUCUCCCCCGCCGGCGUCGUACAAACAAUAAUCUCCGAUCCUUAUCUACCGGAAAACGCCACAAUCCUAGGCCUCGCCGUUGACUCGAAUAACCGCCGUCUCCUCGCGGGAAUCCAUUGCGCGCCGCCUCUCCCUCCAUGCAGUGCCCUAGCCGCCUACGAUCUCCGUACCGGAAGUCGUCGAAUCUUCCUCUCUCCUCUACCGUCUCUCCCCGGAGACGACACCGUCGCCGAUAUCGCGAAUGACGUGGCGGUCGAUCACAAGGGCAACGCUUACGUCACCAACUCGGCCAGAAACUUCAUAUGGAAAGUGGACCGCGACGGCGUGGCCUCGAUCUUCUCCACGUCGCCGUUGUUCAACUCGCAUCCCGUGGCGGCAGACGCGGACGCGAGUUUCCGCGAUUGCGGUUUGAACGGGAUCGUGUACAACUGUGAAGGUUACCUCUUGGUGGUGCAGAGCAACACGGGGAAGAUGUUUAAGGUUGAUGAAGAGAGUGGGACCGCGAGGGUUGUGUUGAUGAAUAGAGAUUUGGUCGCGGCGGAUGGGAUGGCGGCGAGGAGGAGGAGAGACGGGGGUGUUGUGGUGGUGUCGCGGGAGAAGGUUUGGUUUCUUGAGAGCCAAGAUAGUUGGGGUGAAGGAAGGGUUUAUGAUGAAGUUGAACUUGACGUGGAGCGGUUCGCGACGGCGGUGACGGUGACGGUGGAGGGGGAGGAUAGGGUGUAUGUGUUGUAUGGGAGAGUGAUGGAGGGUAUAAUGGGAAGUUAUAAAGAUGGAGAAGUGAGGGAGUGGUUUGAGAUAGAAGAGGUUUUGUCGGAGAGAGAAGGUGGGGAUGAUGAUAAGGUUUGGGUUUAUGUGUUGGUCGGAUUUGGUUUCGGUUACUUUUGUUUUUGGAGGUUUCAGAUGAAGAAGCUUAUCACUAACAUGGACAAGAAGAUCACUUAA
Molecule: messenger RNA, 1134 nt
Organism: Eruca vesicaria subsp. sativa (arugula)
Lineage: Eukaryota; Viridiplantae; Streptophyta; Magnoliopsida; Brassicales; Brassicaceae
Source: the annotation of a GenBank genome assembly